Messenger RNA from Gregarina niphandrodes, 1278 nucleotides. RefSeq lists its product as hypothetical. The coding region runs from base 1 to 1278 and encodes 425 amino acids. The transcript has 2 exons. The record is from RefSeq and is a predicted model, not a curated record. Lineage: Eukaryota; Apicomplexa; Conoidasida; Eugregarinorida; Gregarinidae.
AUGGAGAUCCAAUAUCACCCCGCGCCGUACCCAUUUAUUUGGAAUGUGUCCUACUCGCAGGGACACGAGGUUUUAAACAAGGGUCACCAGAACAUGUUCCGGGAGGUGAACGAUCUCUGGCAGACGCGAGACCUGAAAGUGGCUGUAGAACAGCUAGAGAAGGUCCGUGCAGACUUCGCCGCGUUAUUUGCUGUGGAGGAGAAGAUGAUGACUCAACUUUUGGAGCGCCAGGAACAACUCAAGAGGAGCGUCAUUGCGUCCAAGGCAUCUUCGAGGCGCAACCGCAAAUUGCUCGACGAAGGCGACGAAUCACGGACUGAGGACGCUGCCGUACCGGGUGCUGCCGUACCGGGUGCUACCGUACCGGGUGCUACCGAACCAGUCACAAGCCAAGAUAAAAUACCUAGAACGCUAGGCGGGAAAGUCGCUUUCAAUGAUACACAUGAUCAGUCGCCUGCAACUUCCUCCGCAUCAUCGUCCUCGUUGAGCACCCUCGGAUCAGAUAUUACGCCCCAGCGAGAUCGACAUUACUUUUACCACAGCGAUAAUGGAGAGAUUAUUGAUCUGAGCACCCAAGCACUGACGGUUCAGAGGAUUCAAACCCAUUCUACUAAACAUAAAUUAUUCUUGGAGGAUCUUGAAGGAAUACAAAGACGCCUUCAAUUUCUCUUAUCUGGGACAGCCCCAAAAUAUGUUAAUGAUGCUGAUUUCCAAGGGAAAAGAGAAAUUCAAUUUAUUUCUAAUUGGUAUAUAUAUCACAUUUUGAGUGACGAUAAUAGCAUCCUUUACUCAUUUCGAUUAUGUCAAUUACUAAGUGGUAAUCGAGAGCCAGGCAUUGUCGGUAUUCAAUAUUGUAAUACGAGGCCUAAGACUAACUAUAGGUCGUUGCUAGAAACAAUGUCUGGUGUAGAUUUAUUGUCUGAUGAUGAAUUAAAUCAGCUUCGUAAUAACAAGGGAUUUUUGAUUGUGCGUGAUUGGAUGGCUCAUCUCCAGCAAAAUUUUGUGGUAUCAAUUUGUCUAAUACGGCCACCAUCAAUUCAAGGCAGUGAUUUCAAAAUAAUUCUAAGCAAUGUUUCUUGGGUCGAGUUCUCUAAAGUUAAGCCAUGGUUCGGAUGUCAAAAGGGAUAUACUCAAUUUUUUAGCGCCAAGAAUAAUUUGGAAAUUACUUCAAUUCUACAUGAUCUUAAAGAUGCAAAUUUACCUGAUGGGUCAUAUGGAAUCCAUAAAAGCCAAUUUAUAAAAGGUGACAGUAAGGACGAAAGGAAAAAAAAAGCAUAA